This is a messenger RNA of Archocentrus centrarchus (flier cichlid), 1943 nucleotides long. Its product is annotated as E3 ubiquitin-protein ligase TRIM39-like. NCBI's taxonomy places the organism in Eukaryota, Metazoa, Chordata, Actinopteri, Cichliformes, Cichlidae. The record is from RefSeq and is a predicted model, not a curated record. Gene Ontology annotation, molecular function: protein binding; zinc ion binding.
CUUGAACCCACCUUUGCUCUGGAAAAGCUCCACCCAUUCUUUCAGUAAUGCACAAAAACAGGAAACACAGCGAGCGAUCUUCUUCCUGUGAGAAAAACACAAACGUGUCGGAGUGCGAAGAUUUAUUUCAAAGACAAAACCACAACGAGAGGACAACAAGGAGAAACUGCUUCAAUCAGAGAAAAGAUGUCUUUCCAGUCUGAGGAGGAGCUUUCCUGUCCCGUCUGCUGCAACAUCUUUAAGGAUCCUGUUUUCCUGUCGUGCACUCACAGCUUCUGUAAGACGUGUCUGCAGAGCUGGUGGGCAGAGAAGAACCAACAGCAGUGCCCCGUGUGUAAGAAAAUAUCUCAGCAGCCUGAUCCGCCCUCCAACCUGGUCUUAAAGAACCUGGCUGAGGCUUUCUCACAAAGCAGAGCUUCAGCAGGCUCUGAGGCUCUCUGCAGUCUGCACCAUGAGAAACUCAAACUCUUCUGUCUGGACCAUCAGGAGCCGGCGUGUGUCAUCUGUCGAGAUUCAAAAGCACACGUCGACCACAGGUUCAGACCCAUCGAUGAGGCUGCACAGGACCACAAGGAAGAGCUCCAGAAAUCCCUGAAACCAUUACAGGAGAAACUGCAGGUCUUCCAGCAAGUGAAAGGAAAGUUUGAUCUGACAGCAGAACACAUUAAGGCCCAGGCUCAACACACAGAGAAGCAGAUAAAGGAGCAGUUUAAGAAGCUUCACCAGUUUCUAGAUGAGGAAGAGAAGGCCAGGAUCGCUGCUCUGAAGAAGGAAGAGCAGCAGAAGAGUCAGAAGAUGAAGGAGAAGACUGCAGCUCUGAGCAGAGAGAUGGCAGCUCUUUCUGCCACAAUCAGAGCUGCAGAGGAGGAGCUGAGAGCUGAAGACAUCUCUUUCCUGAAGAACUACAAGGCCGCAGUGAGCAGAGUCCAGCAGCACCCUCUGCUGGAUGAUCCACAGCUGGUCUCAGGAGCGUUGAUAGAUGUGGCCAAACAUCUGGGCAACCUGACCUACAACAUCUGGAACAAGAUGAAGGGGAUGGUCUCCUACAGUCCUGUGAUCCUGGAUCCAAACACAGCUGAACCACACCUCAUCCUGUCUGCAGAUCUGACCAGUGUGAGCGCUGGUGAGAAACAGCAGCUUCCCAACAAUCCGGAGAGAUUCGACUACUUUCCAAUUGCCCUGGGCUCCGAGGGCUUUAAGUCAGGGACUCACAGCUGGGACGUUGAAGUUGGACACAGCACAGACUGGAAGGUCGGUGUGUUAGCAGCGUCUGUCCAAAGAAAGGGAGAGCCACAGUCUGGAUUAUGGAGGGUCGGGUUUUAUAAAGGCGAGUACUCAGCGCGCUCGCUGCCCGAGUUUUCCACCACUCUCUUAAAGACAGUGAAGAAGGUCAGAGUUCAGCUGGACUGGAACAGGGGGAAGGUGUCAUUCUCCGAUCCUGACACCAACACACACAUACACACCUUCACACACACUUUCACUGAGAAGCUGUUUCCAUACGUUAGUAAUCUGAGUAAAGUUCCACUGAAGAUGUUACCUGCAUCAGUGAAGUAGGGCGGUCAUCGGUAUCCAUGAAAGGAAAGGGACACAUGGUGGAGACAAGUACCAGGGUUAGAAUUAGCUUUGGAUUUUACAUAAUAGUUUAGUUUUAGUUCGUUUUCAGAGUGGUUUUGCUCAUUUUUAUUAGUUUCUAUUUUUGGUUUCAUGCUUGGCUUUAGUUUAGUUUCAGUACUAGUUUUAGUAUUUGCAUAUUUAAUCAGGUGCAAGAUUCAAGGUGCAAAAGUGGCUAUUGUGUAAUGAAAACUCGACAAAGAUACCGUUUAAAGAAGCACUAUGUGUUAAAUGUGUCUAAUAUUAAGGACACACAUGAACAUCAACAGGGAGAAACAAAGAAAAACAUGAACUCCCAAACUCAAUAAACUCUACAAUAAACUCCCAAUAAA